Messenger RNA from Coregonus sp. 'balchen', 5090 nucleotides. The record is from the annotation of a GenBank genome assembly. Lineage: Eukaryota; Metazoa; Chordata; Actinopteri; Salmoniformes; Salmonidae.
AUGAUGGCCAGCAUCUUUACCGGGGCUACACCAGGACAUCGCUGCCGGGUCAGCCCGAGCUCAGCCCCCGGUAAUAACGUUCAUAACGGUAGCAUGGCCUUGACUUCAUCCGUUACUGUUACCGCAAACCUGAACCUCAGCAUCCCGGUGGACCCACAGGUGGACGACUCCUGCUUCCUCACGGACAUUCUAAUAGAGAACGGGACUGCGCGCGCGCAUUGCAAGCACGGAUGGGUGUACAGCCAGGAGAUUUAUCAAAGCACUACCGUCACCGAGGUAAAUAAUGCCUUUCCCUUAUAAUGUGUUCGGAUUAAUGGGGUUACUAGGAAAAUGUUAGUCUCAUCUGUUCACUUCCAUACUACCAUGGCGCUGUCUCGCCACACUCACUCUCUCUCUCUCUCUCUCUCUCUCUCUCUCUCUCUCUCUCUCUCUCUCUCUCUCUCUCUCUCUCUCUCUCUCUCUCUCUCUCCUACAGUGGGACUUGGUGUGUGACAAUGCAUGGCUCAACAGUCUGGGGUCUUCUGUCUAUAUGUUAGGUCUUCUGGUGGGAGCAGUCCUCUUUGGAGCUAUGGCAGACAGGUACAUAACAUAACCCUUGACCCCAGACCUCUGACCUCGGACCCUCUCUACAUGUUGGGUUUGCUGGAGGAAACUGUCAUCUUUGAAGCUAUGGCAGACAGGUACAGAUGUAGGAUCUUAAUUUGAGACAUACUACAGCAGGAAAAAAUCCUGCAGCAACAGGAAAUGUGAAUUACUAUGUGGAUUAUAAUUAAUGGACAUUUUUGUAGGGGUUGAUACAUUUCUUCGUAAGGGAAAUUUCAAAGUGGAAAUUACAAACUUCAGAAUCCUUUUUAAACAUCAAAUACACUACUAGUGUUUCUGAAUUGCAGGAAUGUUAUCCUGCAACAGGGUGAUCAGAUUAAGAUCCUACAUCUGUAGAACCUACAAUAAACCUUGACCUCUACCAUCAUAUCCUAAACCAGCCAUACUCCCAGAACGGGGUCAAUAAGGACCACGGGUCCCGACUUAAAGGAACAGUCAGACUUUCAAUUUAAUGCUGUUAUGAGUUGUAAUAGUAGAAUGCACAAGGUACAAUUUCGAAAUUUGGUAAUGCAUGAGCAGUUUUCCUCUUGUUAUGUCAUUCACUGAUAGACCUUAGAGAGCUAUUUAUAACCUGUCAGGAAUUUACAGUUGAUUAACUACCAGCCUAUGUUAGCUAGAAAGGAUGUUAGCUAGGUAGGUAAGUUAGGCUAACUAACCAGCUAUCUAAAUCUUGUAGUUACCAUGGCCAGAUUAUGUAAGCCCCAUGGCAAAAUGUGUAGAAUUGUAGGAACUUAUCUUCAAAACUGCAAAAUGUUUUCUUUGCCAAAAAGAGGGGUGUGAACAAUUUGGGGUCGCAUGGGUCGCGAGGUGGGGGUUUGGUACUACGCCGAUAAAUGACAAUAUCCAUCCAGACCUUAGCCAUCUAGGAAAUUUGUGUGACUGGACCUUCUCAAAUAGUAUUUGAGUACACCUGCCCUAAACCCUAACCUCUGACCCCUACCUAAAACCUAACCCAUUGUCAACAGGUACAACAAUGAAUUUGUAACUUCGAUGUCAUACAAUUUGAUAAAUACUUAGUCUCCCUCCCUCCCUCCCUUCGCCCUCUCCCUCUCUCUGUAGGUUUGGUAGGAGGUAUGCCCUGCUCCUCUCCCUAGCACUACAGACAGUGUUUGGAGUGGCUGUGGCUUUCGCUCCAAACUUCCCUGUGUAUGUCCUACUGCGAUUUAUAGUGGGGACUACUAUCUCUGGAGUCAUCAUCAAUGCCUUCGUACUGGGUACACACACACACGCACACGUAUACCCCCCCCCCCAAAAAUGUUGACAAUCAUUUUGUCAUUGAUAUAAGACUGUUAUUUACACGAGACUAAUUUACAUGAGACCAUUCUGCCAAACAUUCAAUCCAUUAUUAGAAUUUAAACAGUACCACAAUGACAUCACCUACAUUCCUUCUUUCCAACCCCAGAACACACAUUAUUCCUAACCCCUAACCCCUAGCUCCAUUCUCAGAAACCUAAACCCCUUAGUUCCACACCACCCGAUCCACUCAAACCUUAAUCCCCCUUCCCCUAAUCCUAACCCGUAUUAUACCUCUCCUUCCUCUCUCCUCUGCCUUCCUCCCACCCUCUCCUCCCCCUCUCCUUCCUCUCUCCUCUGCCUUCCUCCCACCCUCUCCUCCCCCUCUCCUUCCUCUCUCCUCUGCCUUCCUCCCACCCUCUCCUCCCCCUCUCCUUCCAUCCCUCCUCUCCACAGGUACGGAGUGGACGUGUACCCAGCGUCGUAUGUUAGCUGGUGUCUUCACUGACUACUUCUUUGGCCUGGGCUACAUACUAAUAGCUGGACUAGCCUACCUCAUACGAGACUGGAGGAAACUACAGCUGGCUAUAUCUGUUCCUGGCUUUCUGUUCAUCUUCUAUAUAUGGUGAGGACACACACACACACUUAUGCUUGGCCGGUUGCUCUUCACUAUUCAUGUCUCUUUCUCUCUCCCAGAAGAAAAAAGUAAUGUCUGCAACUCUGGUAUUCUCCCAUGGUGACGUUUCGAUCCGAAUUGGAUCUUCGUCAGGUCAUCAUACACCACUGAAACACACCUACCUAAAUAACCUUUAGAUGAAUGAACAUCCGGUCACUUGAAUACAUAUAAUACAUUAACCUCACAAUAAAUAUUACACAGUAGACAUUAUGGAAAAACAGAAAUACAUUUUGUUUUUUAUCCAGUAGGCUAAAAUAGGUGUGCAAUAGAUAAAAAAAUGGGUGAGACAAACGCGUCAAUCAUUUUGUAUACAAUACAAUAUGAUAUGAUAUAUUAUAUACUCAUUCUCUCUCCCCUCAGGGUGCUUCCUCAGUCAGCUAGGUGGUUGCUAGCCAAUGACAGGAGAGAGGAGGCCAUUGUUCUACUACGCAAAGCUGCUACAGUCAACGGACGUGUAUUUCCACCUACUGUACAGGUACCACACAGACACGUCUUGUGUUUUUCACAGUGUUUGAGCAUGCAAAUAAAGUAUUUUAUGUGUGUGUAUGUUUAGGUGGACAGGUGUGAUAUGGAAGGUAGAAGGAGUCACUCAGCUGCAGAUCUCCUUAGAACACCCCAGAUGAGGAAAAGAGCUCUCAUCCUUUUCUAUGUCUGGUAACUAAGAAGUGUGGGUGUGUGUGUGUGUGGAUGUGUUUAACUAUACCUGUAGUAAACUAACAAAAAUUUGACCAACUGGGGACAUUUUGUUAGUCCCCACAAGGUAAAAUGCUAUUUCUAGGGAGUUUAGGGUUGAGGUUAGAAUUAGUGUUAGGGUUAGAAUUAGGUUUAGGGUUAGAAGCUAGGGUUAGUUUUAGGGUUAGGGUUAAGAGCUAGGGUUGGGUUUUUGGGUUAGGGUAUAGGUUAAGGUUAGGGAAAAUAGGAUUUUGAAUGGGACUGAAUUGUGUGUCCCCAGAAGGUUAGUUAUCCAAGACUGUGUGUAUGUGUGUAUCAGUGUCUAACCCUGCUCUCUCUCUCUCUAGGUUUGUGAAUGUAUUGGUGUAUUAUGGCCUGUCGCUAGGUGUAGCUAAACUGGGCUCAGACCUCUACCUGACUCAGUUCAUCUUUGGAUUGGUGGAGAUCCCUGCCAGGUCAUUGGUCCUCCUGUUCCUCCCCUGGAGCAGACGCCUAUCCCAGAGUGGCUUUCUGGCCCUGGGGGGCGUGGCCUGUCUGCUCACUCUAACUGUACCUACAGGUGUGUGUGUGUGUGGGGGGGGAGGGGGGGUGUUUGUAACAUAUUGGGUGAAUUCUGUCCACAAAACAGCUGUUAGUCUGUCCACAAAACAUCACGGCAGGUAGCCUAGCGGAAAAGAGCGUUGUGCUAAAUGACAAAAACAUGUACAAAAUAUUCUCUCUCUAUCCCUCUCUCUCAGACCAUCCCAACCUGUUAACAGGUCUAGCCAUGGUAGGAAAGUUUGGUAUCACUGCUUCCUUCGCUGUUAUCUAUGUCUACACUGCUGAGAUCUUCCCUACUGUACUACGGUAAGAAGUGUGUGUGCGUGCGCAUUCAUUUGUGUGAUUGCUAACUUCAAUUACCAGUGUGUGUGUGUCUACAGGCAGACAGGGAUAGGUGUGUCCAGUAUGUUUGCUCGUGUAGGGGGUGUGUUAGCCCCCCUUAUCAACAUGCUCCAUACCAGAAGCCCCUCUCUGCCCAUGCUCAUCUUUGGCUCCGCCCCCCUGCUUGGCGCAGUUCUGGCCCUGGCACUGCCAGAGACUGCUAACAGACCGCUACCGGAUACCGUGGAAGACGCAGAGAACUGGGAUACUAGGUACUAUGUCUACUGACAGACAGACAGACAGACAGACAGACAGACAGACAGACAGACAGACAGACAGACAGACAGACAGACAGACAGACAGACAGACAGACAGACAGACAGACAGACAGACAGACAGACAGACAGACAGACACAAACACACACCAGGUUUGGGGUCAAUUCCAGUCAAUUCAGGAAGCACAAUGAAAUUCCAACUCCAAUUCCAAUUCUCGUCCAAUGCUUUUCAAUUAGGAAAAUGUGGAAUUGGAAUUUGGUUAACAUUUACAUUUACAUUUUAGUCAUUUAGCAGACGCUCUUAUCCAGAGCGACUUACAGUUAGUGAGUGCAUACAUUAUUCUUUUUCAUACCCCCCGUGGGAAUCGAACCCACAACCCUGGCGUUGCAAACGCCAUGCUCUACCAACUGAGCUACAUCCCUGCCGGCCAUUCCCUCCCCUACCCUGGACGACGCUGGGCCAACUGUGCGCCGCCCCAUGGGUCUCCCGGUCACGGCCGGCUACGACAGAGCCUGGAUGUUAACAUUCUGAAUUGACUGAUACACAUACUGAUACACAUACUCUACAUACACACAUCAACACACAAUCAAGUCCACAAACUAACCCCUAUUUCCAACCAUAACCUGUGUGUUUGUUGACUGUGUUUUUGUUUUAAACGUUUGUUUUCUACUUCAGGUUUCCUCCAAAGAAGGACCAAGGAGAGGACAUUUGCCAAUCAGCAAGCAGCACAGAGGGGCAGGAACUACAGCGCCUAGCAACGGAGUCCUGA